Messenger RNA from Sorghum bicolor (sorghum), 892 nucleotides. RefSeq lists its product as uncharacterized. The coding region runs from base 153 to 521 and encodes 122 amino acids. The transcript has a single exon. The record is from RefSeq and is a predicted model, not a curated record. NCBI's taxonomy places the organism in Eukaryota, Viridiplantae, Streptophyta, Magnoliopsida, Poales, Poaceae.
GCCACGGCCGCCCUCGCAAACGAUCUGCAGUUUCUUCCACGCACAAAUCAUUUCUCCCCAGAGCGCACACGAACGAAACUCGCUCAUCCUUCGCCUCCUGCAGCCGAUCCGUAUUUAGUUUCCGUGCCCACCCAACCCAAGGAGAUCGAUCGAUGGGAAACUGCUGCCUCGAGAGGCCUCGCCGCGGUGGCGGCGGCAGUGCCGGCGCCGUGCAUUACGCCAGGACGAACCCCGUGUGGGUGGAGGAGGAAGUGAGGGGUAGGAAGGAGGAGGAGGUGGCGCGCAAGCAGGGCGAGGGCGCGCCGGCGGCAACCACGGAGGUGAAGAUCAGGAUCACACGGAAGCAGCUGGAGGAGCUGCUGCGGCGCGUAGAGGGCGGCAAGCACGCCGGCGCCGGCGGCGCGCCCGUCCAGGAGGUCAUCUCCGAGCUCCUGUCCGUAGUCAACACCAGCUCCAGCUUCCGGCACAGGGAGGAGGGGCAGUGGCGGCCGUCUCUGCAGACCAUACCCGAGUCCGAGUGAGAUCCAAUUCAUGGUGCUCGUCGUUGUUAGCAUGUUCGGCGAUGACCGUGGUAUUUUUACCCAGAGUUGAGUUUUGUGCAGUUGAAUAGUUGAUGGUCGUGCUAUUUACGAUACGCAUGGUGGUUGCCUCUGUGUAGGGUGUAGUCUUUUCUAGGAUUGUGGGAUUAAGAACAGAGGACGCAUAGGCUAUGUAGGGUGGGAGACUAGAUGAGCAUCUGUUCUUAGUUUAAUUUAUACUAGUAUAUGUUGUAGAUAAUUGGGAGAUUAUUUGUAUGUAGUUAAUUCCAUUGGGCAACAUAUUUUGGAGUUGUAAAACUAUGUACUAUAUACCCAUUCUGAAAUAAUGUUGGUCUAGUUGUGCCCUAAGUCAA